UCUGAUGCUAACUUUAUAGCAGUGUAGCUUCUCUUUGUCAGAGGACUGACUUCCGUUUUCAUGUUUGGUCCAGGUUUCUGGAAUUUACUAUCUUCUGGGACUCUGGGCCGCCUCUCGCUUUGAUAAACAGCCGCUGGGAUUGAGUGUUUCUGGGGAAGGGGUUGAUAAAAGGAGCUUCAUUUCAGCCUGUUGGCAGUUAGCGGCCGUCAUUCUGUCUCAUCCUUGAAAAACACGACUGUUUACCUAGCUAGCUGGCUAGCAUAGCAUCAGCCAGCUGAGUUAAACCACCCAGCAUGUUUCGGUACUUGAAUGACGUUGAUGACGACCCCUACAUGAUGGAUCCAUUUGCUGCUCACAGGCAGCAGAUGAGGAUGAUGUUCGGACCCUUCGGCAUGGAUCCCUUUGCUCUCACCCCCGCGAUACAACCCCCCCGCGCCCCACGCAGACAGGCUGGUGCCAUGACCCCCUUCGGCAUGAUGGGAAUGGGUGGUGGUGGAGGAGGAGGAGGAGGAGGGUUCAUGGAUAUGUUUGGCAUGAUGGGAGACAUGAUGGGAAACGUGGAAAGAAUGUCCGGCUCAUCGAACUGUCAGACGUAUUCCUCUUCGACGAUGAUCUCCUACUCCUCUUCAGACGCGGGGCCUCCUGAAGUUUAUCAGCAGACGAGUGCGACGAGAACAGGACCAGGAGGGAUCCGUGAGACGCGGCAGUCGAUGAGGGACAGCGAGAGCGGCCUGGAACGCCUCGCCAUCGGACACCACAUCGGGGAGCGUGGACACGUAAUGGAGCGUUCACGAAACCGCCGCACCGGAGACCGCGAGGACAGAAAUGACUUCAUUAACCUCGAUGAGACUGAUGCUGGAGCGUUUGACGAGGAGUGGAGGAGGGAGGCGGGGAGGUACGUCCCCCCGACCGCCCGGGCGCUGGAGUACGGCCGAGAUCGACGGGGGGGCGGUCAGCAGCUGGCCCUCCCGGCCCCCGCGGCCCCCCCCAGCCCCCCGACCCCCCCCGGAGCCCGGCACGAGUCGCCCAGACACGAGUCGCCCAGACACCGUCAGCCUCAGAGCCGCCCGCGCUACGACUGGUGAAGGUUUCCCACUUGGUCGCUCAGAUGAAAGGAGUUGAGGGAAGAUUUCCCCCGAUGCUGUGAAACGCUGAAGACGGACGGUGAUGAUCGUCACAACUGCCCGUCGUAAAUGUUUGAUAUGACUGGACUGUCUAUUCAUGAACAACAUACACACACACACAUACACACACACAACCAAACCCCACAUGCUUGAUAGUUACAUUAACUCCUCCUCCACUGUUACACUCUACACACACACACACACACACACACACACACACCCUUGUACAAACAUGGGUAUAACUACACUUUAUAUAUACUCAUUCUCAAAACUUGACAUGUGUUUUUGCCCACUGCACUAAAGUGCAACAGUAUACAGUACAUCUGCUGUACAGUCCAUUUUAUGUUUGUGAAGACACUAGUGUGUCAGUGAAUUGAAUUGUAUACUGUUAACUAAUUAAUCUAACUAAAUAAAAAGGUCAUUAAACAUUGUUAGAUAAUUACAAAAUGUGUCUCUGUUGUGCUUGUGUUUGAGAUUGGAUGUCUUGAAUAAUAAAUGAUGGAAUGUUUUCUAAAACUGAA
This is a messenger RNA of Gymnodraco acuticeps, 1645 nucleotides long. RefSeq names its product myeloid leukemia factor 2 (gene mlf2). The coding region runs from base 294 to 1085 and encodes 263 amino acids. The record is from RefSeq and is a predicted model, not a curated record. NCBI's taxonomy places the organism in Eukaryota, Metazoa, Chordata, Actinopteri, Perciformes, Bathydraconidae. The transcript has 8 exons. Gene Ontology annotation, cellular component: cytoplasm; nucleus. Gene Ontology annotation, biological process: regulation of DNA-templated transcription.